AUGCCUGAGGAUAGUGUCGAACAGCCUGAAGCCAAAUUACCUACUUGCAAUAUCUGCAACAAGUCCUUUCCCCACAAGAAUUCGCUUAGACAACAUCUUGAACAGGCCAAGCAUGCCUUCACAUCGGAUCCUGGCGAAGAAGUGCCAAAGCGACUCAGAUGCACAAUGUGUACUCGGUCUUUCAAUAAAGAGUAUUGGCUGCGGAAGCAUAUGUGGACCAAGCAUGCCUCGAAGGUUCCGGCUUCUGUUAAACCCGCUGAAGACGCAAAGCCAAGCCCCUCAUCACAAAACCCAGCUGUGGACAGUGAUGUCCCUAUCCAACAAGAGGAUCUGAAGCAGGAGGAUCAAGAUCAAGAUUCUGUGCCGACUGUUUUUAGCUGUCCUGUUUGCGGCAAGACCUUCAAUGGACAAUUCGGACUUGACCAACAUACGGAAGCAAAUCAUAAUUCGAAGCGACAGGAGGGAAGGAUUAAUUGCAAAUUGUGCAGAAAAUCUUUCGUUGAUGGCAGUACACUUCAGCAACAUCACAGAAACACGCAUAAUCAAGUAUGUACGUAUUGCAAGAAAGUCUUUCCUACCAAAACUGCACUUGAAGAGAAUAAACGCCGCAGCGGGCAUACAGACAGAACGACAGAGCCUGCAGGGAUACAAAGCAUGAGACAGAAAGAAAAGACCUCUAAACCUUCGCUACAACGAUUCAAGUGUGAUUUCUGCAAUUCGACCUUUCACCAUUUCGAUCUACUUGAACAGCAUGUUAUACGCCAUAAUCUUUGGUCGGACGAUGGGCCUGUUGUUAUAUACAAGUGCGACUUUUGCCCGAAGACGUUUUACUCCUAUGAUGAGCUUGAUGAGCAUAUGAGAACCACUUAUCGUUUUAAUUCACCUAAUUCAUGGGAUAGCGAUGGGCAGACUGAUGAGGAGGAAGACUACGAGGAGGACUACGAGGAUAGCGAGGAGAGCGAGGAGGAGAGCGAUGGAGAGGACUACGAUGAGAGCAAUGAGAAUGAAGCUGAGGAUAGCGACGAGGAGAAUAAUGAGGAGAGUGACGAGGAGAACGAUGAAGAGAGCAAUGAGGGCAACGAGGAGAGCGACAAAGAAUCCGUCCCGGAUCUCGUUGAAACAACAGGCAAGACAUCCGGCGAGAAGCUCGAUGCAGAACUUCCUCCACCGCCAUUCAAGUGCCAGGAUUGUGACGAGGCGUUUUACUACACUGCUACGCUUGGAGAACAUCAGGAAAUUUUUGCUGUAUUUCUUGACCAUCAAGAACAGGCCGGUCAUGGCUAUUUCGCGAAAUCAGUCGAGAAGCCAGUCGAGAAGCCAGUCGAGAAGCCAGUCGAGAAGCCAGUCGAGAAGCCAGUCGAGAAGCCAGCCGAAAAGCCAACGAUAGAGGACAAGGCAGGAGAUGCCAGCGUUUCAGUAUACAAAUGCACCGACUGUGGCAGGCUAUAUCGCGAGGUUAACUCAUUCCAGACCCAUUUGGCCUGGAAUCAUGGGCGUCGUUCCACAUACCCCAAUAAACAUCUCACAAAGUUGAGCCCCGAAGAGGCCGAUGCUCCCGCCAAGAAGGACGCCUGGUGGGCAUUAUUCGACAAGGACAACAUCUCGGAUGAAUCCAUCUCGUACUCGGACUUCCAGAACUAUGAUGAUUACAAUCAAGACGACAUGCUGGAUGACCUUAGGCAGAUAAACUCGUGGUCUUCCAAGAAGAAGAACAUGGUCCCCUGCAUCACCUGCUGGAAGAAGUUCAGAACCACUUCCCAGAUGGUGGAACACGUGGAGAUGCGCGAAUGCCACUCUUAUAUUGCUGCUCAUUCUAUCAAAUGGGCUGUUCACAGGAGUGAUCAGAGCGUGAUAUCGGGUUGCUACUCUGAUGGCAAGUUCCAGUGCCCCGAUUGUGAAGCCCGCUUUGACCGCUUGAGUAGCUUGCUUCGUCAUGCGGAGAGAAACGAGUGCCAUGCUGAUGUUGCUCAGGGCCCGAUCAAGGCUUUUAUGAAAGAGAUGACGUGGCGUAUGAUAGAGGGCGAACUCAUUUAA
Fusarium verticillioides 7600 is the source of this 2034-nucleotide messenger RNA. RefSeq lists its product as hypothetical. The coding region runs from base 1 to 2034 and encodes 677 amino acids. Gene Ontology annotation, molecular function: RNA polymerase II transcription regulatory region sequence-specific DNA binding; DNA-binding transcription factor activity, RNA polymerase II-specific. Gene Ontology annotation, cellular component: nucleus. Lineage: Eukaryota; Fungi; Ascomycota; Sordariomycetes; Hypocreales; Nectriaceae. The record is from RefSeq and is a predicted model, not a curated record. The transcript is spliced from 3 exons. Gene Ontology annotation, biological process: regulation of transcription by RNA polymerase II.